AUGGCAAGAAUCAAGGUGUAUGAACUGAGGCAAAAAACGAAAGCAGAUCUUCUGAAUCAAUUGAAGGAUCUCAAAGCAGAACUUGCUCUUCUCCGCGUUGCUAAGGUCACUGGUGGAGCCCCAAACAAACUCUCCAAAAUAAAAGUUGUUCGGCUUUCAAUAGCUCAGGUUUUGACUGUGAUUUCACAGAAGCAAAAGUCCGCGUUGAGGGAAGCUUAUAAGAAGAAGAAAUACUUGCCUUUGGAUUUGCGUCCUAAGAAGACAAGAGCUAUUAGAAGACGUCUUACCAAGAAUCAGCAAUCUUUGAAGACAGAGCGUGAGAAGAAGAAAGAAAUCUAUUUCCCAUUGAGGAAAUAUGCAAUUAAGGUGUAA
Molecule: messenger RNA, 372 nt
Organism: Vicia faba (fava bean)
Lineage: Eukaryota; Viridiplantae; Streptophyta; Magnoliopsida; Fabales; Fabaceae
Source: the annotation of a GenBank genome assembly